UGUCAGUUUUUGCCAGCUGUCAAAUAAAUUCUCAUUCUUCCCGUUGCUGCUCGGAUCAAACAAGGGCUUAUAUUUUAGUGCUGGUUGGUGCUAAUUUUCGAUUAUUUCUUGGAAAAAGAAAUAUGCAGGCUGUACGUCCCCUUGCUAAUUUGGCGGUACGCAACGGUGCAUUGCUCACUCGUAGCUACCAUGGCCCCAGCAAUUUCCGCGUGUUUACCAUGAAUGACAUGCCCGUACCGGAGGGAGAUUUCUUCGAAGAACAUCGCCGCAGAAACCGCACUUAUAACGCAGUACUUGGAGCUGGAAUCCUCGUGUUCGGCAUCACCUUCACUAUCGCGAAGGAAUCUGGACUAAUCUAUUUCAACUACUCCCCACCAAAGAGCAUCGAUUAAAAAGUUACAAAUUUUUAUUCGUGUUUAGCAAGCAGCUGAUAGCGCGUUGUAAAUGUAAUAAAUAAUCUCAGUAUCCAGCUCUAAGUGCUUUGUAAAAAUUGGCACCGCUUUGUGAUGGAACACUUGAGUCGGAAGUCGGAAGUGAUAUAUUUUACUUUUUCGCUAUGUGUACAUCUGUGUUCAUCAGUUCUAUUAUUUGCCAAAGCAAGUUUAAAAGAUUGGAUAAUAUCGGAAGUUUCAAUCUCUGUUGCACCCUUAAAUUUAAUAAUUAUUAAAAUGGUAAGUUAGACUGGAAAAAUAUACUGAAUUAACUUGAAUUGCGAAAA
Messenger RNA from Wyeomyia smithii (pitcher-plant mosquito), 718 nucleotides. RefSeq lists its product as uncharacterized. The transcript is spliced from 3 exons. The coding region runs from base 123 to 392 and encodes 89 amino acids. The record is from RefSeq and is a predicted model, not a curated record. Lineage: Eukaryota; Metazoa; Arthropoda; Insecta; Diptera; Culicidae.